Apis dorsata (giant honeybee) is the source of this 812-nucleotide messenger RNA. RefSeq names its product histidine triad nucleotide-binding protein 1 (gene HINT1). Bases 146 to 619 code for a protein of 157 amino acids. NCBI's taxonomy places the organism in Eukaryota, Metazoa, Arthropoda, Insecta, Hymenoptera, Apidae. The record is from RefSeq and is a predicted model, not a curated record. The transcript has 2 exons. Gene Ontology annotation, biological process: purine ribonucleotide catabolic process. Gene Ontology annotation, molecular function: hydrolase activity. Gene Ontology annotation, cellular component: cytoplasm; nucleus.
UCGUAUCGAUUCAAAUUGGCCGCCAUUUAAUAUUCGUGACAUGGCAUCUUGAACAUUGCAACUUUUUAUUGUAUAAUAAUUAGUAACGAAUUUGUGGUAGUCAUGUGUUAAUUUUGUAGACAAAAAUAUAUUGAAUCCGCUCGAAAUGAGAUUGUUUUUAAAUCUCGGAAUAACUUCAACGAAACGAUUACUAUAUAUUAAUACCAAUCUAUUAAAUCAUUCUUCAUGUUGGAGUAAAAUGGCGACCGAAGUGGAAAAAGCUCAAGUUGCAGCUCCUACUGGAGAUACUAUUUUCGGAAAGAUACUUCGUAAAGAAAUACCUUGUAAUUUCAUUUAUGAAGAUGAUAAGUGUGUUGCAUUUCAAGAUAUAAAUGCUCAAGCACCAGUGCAUUUUCUAGUAAUUCCACGAAAACCAAUUUCACAACUUUCAAAAGCCGAAGAUGCGGACGAAGCUUUGUUAGGCCAUUUAAUGCUUAUUGCCCGUAAAGUGGCAAAACAACAAGGCCUCGAUAAUGGUUUUCGUUUGGUUAUCAACGAUGGUAAACAUGGUGCACAAUCGGUAUAUCAUUUGCAUAUACAUGUUCUUGGUGGUCGCCAAAUGCACUGGCCCCCAGGUUAAAAAAUUCCAUUUCAUUUAAUACAAUUCUAUACGCAGUUAUAAAUUUUAAGAAAUAUCUUUUGUCAAUAAUAAAGUAUUGAGGAAAAUAUUGCUUAUAAUUAAUUAGUUUUAUUAUAAAAUUAUAAAUGUUAUAAUAUUCGAAAAAUAUUAUUUUGAAACCAAAUUAAAAAUCUAUUCUUUUUUAUAUACUUCA